GAUAAAAACUUCCUUGUUUAAUAUGAUACGCCUGCCGCAAAAAUGGUAAAAAUACUGAUAUAUAUUCUAUGUGAAAUGUUGUUUUUAGCUGGAGCCAUAGAUUCUUUUAAACUGACCUUAUGCGAAGACUCGGGGAAAGAAUAUGAAAAUGUAAUCUGCCCUCAAAACCAAACAAUAACUUGGAAAUCGAUUGUGUAUGGUGAAUCAUCAUGUCAGGAUAUCAACAACCGAGAUAUAUGUCUUGCAAAUGUAAAUGCAUACUUCAAUGACCAUUGCCUUGGACAAAAUAGUUGUACCCUUCCAACCGACAUUUUGUCUAAGAAUAGCUGCCAAAGACCACCUAGACGUUUGAAAGUACUCUUUGAGUGUAGCAGAGGUUUUUGGUGGCGAGAGAAACACCCUACACAUGUAAAUACAUGUGCAAAUUCGUUAGAAGAGGUGAUGUGUCCUCCAAGAUACCACAUUCAUAUCAGAGAUAUCUGGUCACAGAGGAUCCGGAGUGACUGUGAUAGCAUAGACACUAACUGUUCUACAGAAACUCUUAAAACAUUAUGCAAUGAGAAACGCAGAUGCAUACCUGACACAACUAACAAUUCAUCCCUUUUUCAUCACAGAUUCGCCAACAUUCAGUUUGCCUGUGGCAGACAAACAGAUUAUCUAGCCACAACAAACAUACCAAGCACUUCAUCAGAUAAUGAGCUUGUAACAACUGCUGUCGAUGUUGACGAAAUAACUCCUGACAACACAGACACACCUGGAAAAUAUUCAACGAAUGUUCCUACUGAUGAGUUUGACCAGGUUGAAUCAAAAUCCUCAAAUUUAGGUGUGUAA
Mytilus trossulus (common blue mussel) is the source of this 831-nucleotide messenger RNA. RefSeq lists its product as uncharacterized. The transcript is spliced from 6 exons. Bases 43 to 831 code for a protein of 262 amino acids. The record is from RefSeq and is a predicted model, not a curated record. Lineage: Eukaryota; Metazoa; Mollusca; Bivalvia; Mytilida; Mytilidae.